UGAGCCAGACGGAUUUAAACGGAGAAAACAGGAGUAUAACGCUAUAGUAGCCCGCUACAGACUUGAAAGAAAUCUACGAGUAACCUGCACAUUGAUUUUGGCCUCUGCUAUUUUGUGAGCUGUUACAAUUGCUUGCAUUUUCACACGAAUAUUGUGUUGAAUCGCGAGAAGAAAGAUCUGAUAAAGAAUGCUGCUGCUGGGAAGACCAGUGUACCAGGGGUUUCAUCACGAUACCUGUCCACAAGAAUCUCAAAUACACACUAAACAACAUCAUCUUCAACAGAACGACAUUAUUGCAGAAGAUCUGCAUUUAGCAGUCGUCCUUCCUUGUGAUCUCUGUCCUCAUCAUUAUCACCGCGACCUCAGGCUGCUAUGGGAAUCCUAUGGCUGUGGAGGCGAUGAAUGGUUGAAAGGCGAGUUAAUUGAAGAAAAUUUGACAGAUGAAGAGUUGGAGGCUGUUGCUCAGCUGAUGGAGUUAAGCAGCCAAAGCCUCCCAUUAGCAGAGGAGACUUCAAAUUCUUUUGUUGCAGAGGGGAUUGAAUCUUCCGCCAUAUCUGAUAGCCGGCAGUCCUGUCCUUUUACUCUACUUCCGCACAGAGCAAUAAGGAACACGUUUAAUGUCGAUAUAGACGAGCGGCUUAGACCCCGGACUCGGUCUGUAAACGAAAUAUUCAAACAGUCCUCUACAUCACGCAAACGCAGAAGGGGGCUUCAGGUCCCUGCAUAGGGCUUAUCAUAAGACCAAGGGAUUAAUCCCGCUCAGGCAAAAAGGUCUCCAUUUCAGCAUUUUUCUAUGAGCAAAUUCAAUAAAAUUUGAAGCUCUCAUGUUUUAAAACUUCCUAAAGAUCCACUGGUUCUCUCUUUCAAAUUUUGUACGGUGAAAGAUGAGCAGGCUUACAUUUGAUGGCCCUAUGGUCGUAUUGUUUUUUUUUAUAAAAUAUAA
This is a messenger RNA of Cryptomeria japonica (Japanese cedar), 943 nucleotides long. RefSeq lists its product as uncharacterized. The transcript is spliced from 2 exons. Bases 188 to 727 code for a protein of 179 amino acids. The record is from RefSeq and is a predicted model, not a curated record. NCBI's taxonomy places the organism in Eukaryota, Viridiplantae, Streptophyta, Pinopsida, Cupressales, Cupressaceae.